UUUGUUUCUCUUCAUUUCUCAUAGACCAAACUGGAAUAAAGAAAAAUGGACUAGAAAGAACAUUACAAUGGACUUAGAGAUUUUAAGUGCCCAGUAUUAGCUUUGUUCUUUCUGCCUUAAGUUGUAAACAGAUGCUUUGAGUUUAUGACAUUAGAUUUGUUACUAACAAGCUGACUGGGGAUUGUUACUAAUAAGCUUUAGAUAGGAGACCAAAAAAUGAGUGCUAUUGCUUCCUACCCCCUUUUACUCCCUCACUCCUUUCUUUCCUACAAUCUGGACUUUAAUCCAACUAAGAAAAAAUUUCAGUUUGCAGAACAGAUACAUUUACCCAGAAGUACUGCCGUGUAUAGUCCAGAGCACCUCUAUCAUUGGAGUAAUGUGGACCUGUGCAUUUAAUAAGCCACAAAUCAGUAGAAAAAAAACAACCAGGAAUAUUCUUUUUGGUAUCUGGAAAUGAAUAUGCCAGAAACCCAAGCACAGCUUCCUCAGUAAAGACCUUGGUUUUGGAAACAUCUUACCCCUUGGCAGCUCCCCAAGCUUCAGACUUGGCAGCAUCAAAGACACAGCGCAAGGAGGCAUUUUGGAGAUCAAAAAUGGGUAGAAAAGAUGCUUCCACUACAAAACUUCCUGUUGAUCAGUACAGAAAGCAAAUUGGUAAACAGGAUUAUAAAAAAACCAAACCUAUUUUACGAGCAACCAAAUUAAAAGCAGAAGCUAAGAGAACAGCAAUAGGCAUAAAGGAAGUUGGCCUCGUGCUUGCAGCUAUAUUGGCCCUCCUGUUGGCUUUCUAUGCUUUCUUUUAUCUCAGACUGUCCACGGGUGUUGACCCUGAUCUGGACCCAAACGAAGAUUAGCUGAGCAACAAUAAAGAAUAAUAGUUUUAUAAAAGCACCUUUUGGUACCAGUGCUUCCUGAAGUGAUGAAACUACAACAUGUUGCAUGUUUUAUUCUGGUACUUUCAGUUUCCAGAAAUGUCUUUUAAAAUAAUUGUAUAGGAUAUCAAGAAAAGAACUUCACCUGGCAAUGCUGUAUAAUGUAUGCUACCAGACACUUUUAUAAAUCUCUCUGGUUUGAAAAGUACCCUCUGUAUGAUGCAUUUAGACAAGAUGAAUAACUGAUCCUAAAUUCUUCAGAUUUCUUACCCAAUGUAUGGGUAUAACUCCUUCACGUACAGAUUACUACAUGUAGUUUUGUUCUAUAGACAUUGUAAGUAAAAGUACUGAGCUUAGAAUCAGCUCACUUUCAGAGCUAAAAAGGAAUGAAAAUGUUUUCUUUCACAAAGAAACCCCGCUUUCUUUCCAGACACAUUUUAUAUCAUUAGCGAGACUCUCUGCACGUACAUCUACAGUAAUCUUGUUCCUUCUUUGCCAACUGUUCAGUGCACAUGUGCUUCGUCAGAAAUGGCACCUGGAUGACAGAAGCUCAAAGAGUCACAUAUGUCUCUCAAAUAGAGUCCCUUUCCUCUUGGGCUGUCUGAACUGGUGUAAAUAGAAAGUUCAGUUGAUCUUGAUUUUAAUUAACUGAUUACUCUAUUAAUAUAAACUUGGAAUUCUAUUUUAAUUAUGUUGUUCUGGCUGCCUACAAUAUCAGUUUGCCCCUCUUGUUAGGGAGCGAUGUAACAAUCUGUCAUUUAAUUGUGCAGUCUUUUUCACAGCAGAGAAAUAGCGGAAGUCUUACCUCCAAACAUCUCCUUGGAUUAUGCCCUAAAGCUGAACAAUACAAAGUUGUUUUGGAAAAUUUCAUUCUGUCUCUUAAAAGUUAAUCCUAUAGAACUCUCUAAAAACUAGAGAAAUAAAUGAUAGAAGAAAAUGUAUGUCUUCUAUUACUCUCAUAUGUAGUUUUCUGUUUAUAUAGUUUUCAAUGUAUUUUGCAUUUGUUGGAGCAUAAUGACCAGGAAACUUAAUAUUUUUAUUGGUAAUUAAACUUUAGUGGUUUUUUGAAACACAUGAAUACAUAAAACUGAAAAAAUUGGAAAAUAUCUUUUCAAAGAGUGUUUAGCUAUUUCAUUACAUACAUAGGUAUAGAAAAUGGAUAGUUUGAAAUAUAUACUCAGAGAAAUAUUUUAUAAUGUGUAUAUUGUAUUUAUGAAGAACAAAUACAAUAUUAAGAUUGUUUCCUUACUGGCCAAGGGACAGAAGCUUUGAUAAAUACCCAAGACGUGUAUGGGGCUUAAUAAGCACAAUUUUUUUUAAAAAAGGAUAUUCUUUGGUACUUUUACAAAAAGUUGAAGUUGAUAGUGUAGUGCAACAUUGUAGAAUUUUUUAAAGUAGCAUAAUUUAUUUUAUCAGUGUGAAAACAGCCAAAGAUUCCAAUUUUCUUAGAGAUUAUCUGUGCCAAACAUCUGAGGGCAACAUUUAACCAGUGUUAUUUACUUGAUUCUUCCUCUUGAACUCACAAACUCAAGAGACAGAUCAAGAGUUCUUAUGUACUCACCACAGUGGACCAAUCCAAGUGGCAUUUUUAGGAAAGGUUGCAGCAUUUUAUGCCAUGUGGUAUGUCUGUUCGCAAAGUGGGAGGCAAGGGAAUAUCCAAGCUGGCAUUUUGGAUAUGAUGGGCCUUUUACUUUCCUGAGUGACACGCCACAUGUCAAGAAAUACUGCUUUCCUCCACUCCUAUCGCAUUUACGUGAACAAUUUUCAUUUAGUUAUUUCCUUCCCAUAUGGUGUUAAAAACAGUCAUAUUAAAUAAAGAUUACUUCUGGUUUUCAGUGGUAAUUUAAAUAAGAGGAUAUGUAAUAAUUGCUUAUUAGAUGCCUAUCCAAGUGAGAUAGUAACAAAGUUUACGGUAUAUAAAAGAGAUGACUAUACUUUUGGAAAUGCUUGAAAAUUCAUCAUUCUGAGAAAAACUUUACCAUUCUGUUUUACUUGUGAGGUGUUCUUUUGUGGGAAAAAGUUGUUGUUAGUAAUAAAUAUUAAUCUAAAUAUAGCAUAAUUAUAAACAAGUUUCAUUGCCUAGUUUUAUUAAUAUCCUGAGCCUAUACAUAGUCCAUUUGUAUAACAGAUUGAUUUCUAAUGGCCCCAGAGAACCAUAAAUCCCAAAGGCUUAAAGCUUUGAUUUAAUUAAAUAGCAGGUUAAGUGAGACAAUACAGUAUAUGUUUAGACACUGUUUUUAUGAAAUUCAAAUUUCAUUCAAAAUUCAAAAAGUCACACUAACUGGGAAACAGCCAAUCAUGUGAAGAUAAAUCCCAGACUGAAAGUCUGGUUUGAAUCUUUGAAGACAGAAAGGUGAUUAUCUUUCUGAUGUUUCAGGGCACUACACUUUUGAAUAGUGAGUAGUGUUUGGCAUAAAUCUGAGCCUGGCACCAGGUAAAUAUUAGACAUGGCUAUUUCCUCUACUGUAAGCAGGAAACAAAACCAGAAAAAAUUAUGAUGACUUUUCAGAAUGUUAGAACCGACUUGUUAACAUACUCUGCAAAAUAAAUUUCUAACUUGAGACUUAAAAUAUGGCCUAUGGAAUACUAUGAAUGGAGUAUGAAGGGUUGCUACUUCUUAUUUUGCAUUCAAGUCUAGACUAGGGUAAAGAAUACAUAAAUUUAUUUGCAAGGAGAUAUUAUAAAAAUAUAAUAUCUAAUAUUUAUUUUGAGACAAACAAAAAUCCUUUAGUACAAAUACAAGGUUAGUUGUUUUAAGGGAACAAAAAUACUUCAAACUCCUGUUCAAUUUUUUCACAAAGACAGAAGAAAUAACUCUUAUCCUAAUCAAUGAUUAUAAAAUGCUGAGGGUAUGUUCUUACUCAUUUCUGUCAUUCCAAUAGUGUAGUAAUCUGCACAUAAAUAUAAUAUAUACCUGCUAAAAUGAAAGUUAAUAUAUUUUAGUCCUUUCAGAGUCUGGAAAAAUUCUGUGUAUAUAGUAGAUAAUCAAAAAUUGCUUAAAUUUAAUAAGUAAAACAUAAGCAUCACAGUAUUGAUCAACUCAGCAUUAAACAUGUAUAGUCAUUGGUUGUUGUUUCAUCCUACUUCUCUUGAAGAUUAAAAAAAUUAGUGUUAAGUUUGCCACAAAAUAGAAACAUUGACUUUUCUAGAAAAUCAAGUACGUAUGUUUAUUUUAAAACAUACUUCAUGGCUAAGUUCAAUUUAGCAUAUGCCUUCACUCCAAAAAACUAAAACUAAAUUUUUAUCAUAACAUUUAUAUGAAUAGCAAUGUACUCAAUUUUUGCAGAUUCUAAAAUAUAAUGAAUGAUAAGUCCAUAAAGGGAACUGUGCUUGAGAUAAGCUUUAGAAAUAAACUUUCAGAAAUUCAACUUAUCCAAUUUUAAGGUAUUUCAUCCAAAACAUGCUUAUUUAGCCACAGAUUACCUAAAAUUCAUGUUCUCUCCUUAACAACAAUUAGACUUGUCACUUACCUGGGACUUCUCUGGGAUGAUUCCUACCACUUCUCCCUGAGCAGCACUGCUUUCUUUUAUUAGAACUAGUCCAAUGCAGCCUACUUAGAAUGGUUUUUUUCCACUGACACUAGAUCUAGAAUCAGUAGAACCCACAUUAAAAAAUUUUUUUAAAGUAGUAGAUGAAGUCAAUACCUACAAAAACAUUCUUACCAUUUUGUUCAGGGUAAUAUAGUUAAGUAUUGAGGGAACUGGGAAAGUCAUGUAAAGAACUAUGCCAAUGUGGAAAUGCCCGUACUGGAUCAGUAAUUCACUUAAAACAAUUGAACUGCAGCCGUAUUCAGUGUACUGCCUCCUUGUUACACAAUUUUUUAAACCCCUAGCAACAGAUAUGAGAUCCUCAUUUUAAGAAAAAAAUAAGAUACUCUACAUGCCAGAAGAUUUUUUGAUGACAGUACCCCCUCCUAUUCUUCAUUUUUUAAAACAACCAAAUUGGUGGGGAGGCAGCCAAAAUUUGAGGUACCAAUGCUUCUCGAACAGAUGUCGCACCAUUAUUUUUUAGCUCGUUUAGAUGAAUAAACAUGUUAAACUGUGAAGUAUUACAUUUUAGAUUUUUUCAUUAAAAAAAGAGACAAUCUGUUUACUGUCCUAAUUGAGACAACAAUCCUUGUGGUUGCCAAUUUUGGCAGUCAUAACAAUGAACUAUAAAUAUUUGGACCAAUCAAGUAAAUGGUGAUUCUACAGGCUAUAGCAUGUGUAAAGCUCUGUUUUCACGGGCACCCAUCUUAGUAUGACAUUUUUUUCCUGACUUCUUCAAAUACAAUUGUUUGUGUGAAACUGAAGUUUCAUGCUAAGACUAAAAGAAAUUGAUUUCAAUAUCUAAUUUCUUUCUAGUUUGUCAUCCUUUUUAGUGUUCAACUAUCCAUCUGCUUGUAACAAAUUGCUUCUUCAGUUGUGCUGCUGAAUGUAAGAAGGCAGAUAUUCGUUGGUUUGCCUGCUCUGUAUGUCCUAGAAUACCAUAAAAUUCAGAGGUGGUAUCUCUUUUUAAGCUUUUUUUAUAUUUACAAUGUGAUUUUAAUGGUAUUUUAAAUCUCUUAAAUUGUAACGCUUAGUUCUGUAAAGUAAGGUUUUAUGAAUAAACGGUGGUGGUUGCAA
Messenger RNA from Heterocephalus glaber (naked mole-rat), 5476 nucleotides. The record is from RefSeq and is a predicted model, not a curated record. Lineage: Eukaryota; Metazoa; Chordata; Mammalia; Rodentia; Bathyergidae.